CUUCCAGAGUCAGCCAUGGCCCCAGAAAGGCCGUCCAGGGCCUGGUUCUCCUUCUGGGGUGCUGCCUGCCCCCACACUAAACCCUGGCGUCAACCACUGCCCCAAAGGGGCACUGGAACCCCAGUGCGGGGCACUGGGGUCGCAGGCAGAAGGAAACCCGCUGAGGAAGAUGAUAACAGAAUCUCCUCCACCUCAUCAGGCCUGGGGAGCCCCCCUCCCCUCGUCCCGCAGCUGCGCCCGACGCAGAGCCUGGGCGGGGGGAAGGGGGCGGUGCCUACUCUGCGGCGGCCGGAGGAGGGGCACUGCGGGAGAGCUCUUGGGGUGGGGGGGCUGCGGCACCGCGUCCCAGCCCUCUGCGGCCCGAGUGGCAAGGGCGGGGGCGCUGACCCUUGUCGGCCCGGCCCCUCCCCAGCUGCGGAGGCCGGGCCAUCAAUCCCGACCUGGGGAGGGGGCGCCCGCUCACCCCACCUAUGGAGCCGCCGCGCGCGCUCCCCGCCCCUGCCCCGUCUGGAGCCCCUGCGCGACCCUCAGGGGAUCCCCGCCCCCCAGGAUGAAUUCCACCCGUUCAUCGAGGCGCUGCUGCCUCACGUCCGCGCCUUCGCCUACACCUGGUUCAACCUGCAGGCGCGGAAGCGCAAGUACUUCAAGAAGCACGAGAAGCGGAUGUCGAAGGACGAGGAGCGGGCGGUGAAGGAUGAGCUUCUGGGCGAGAAGGCCGAGGUCAAGCAGAAGUGGGCGUCGCGGCUGCUGGCCAAGCUGCGCAAAGACAUCCGGCCCGAGUGCCGGGAGGACUUCGUGCUGGCCAUCACCGGCAAGAAGGCGCCGGGUUGCGUGCUCUCCAACCCUGACCAGAAGGGCAAGAUGCGCCGCAUCGACUGCCUGCGCCAGGCUGACAAGGUGUGGCGGCUGGACCUGGUCAUGGUCAUCCUCUUCAAGGGCAUCCCGCUGGAGAGCACGGACGGCGAGCGCCUGGUCAAGGCCGCACAGUGCGGCCACCCGGUGCUCUGCGUGCAGCCGCACCACAUCGGCGUGGCGGUCAAGGAGCUCGACCUGUACCUGGCCUACUUCGUGCGUGAGCGAGAUGCGGAGCAGAGUGGCAGUCCCCGGGCGGGGAUGGGCUCUGACCAGGAGGACAGCAAACCCAUCACGCUGGACACGACCGACUUCCAGGAGAGCUUUGUCACCUCCGGUGUGUUCAGCGUCACUGAGCUCAUCCAAGUGUCACGGACACCUGUGGUGACUGGAACAGGACCCAACUUCUCCCUGGGGGAGCUGCAGGGGCACCUGGCAUAUGAUCUGAAUCCAGCCAGCACCGGCAUGCGAAGAACACUACCCAGCACUUCCUCCAGCGGGAGCAAGCGGCACAAAUCAGGCUCAAUGGAGGAAGACGUGGACACAAGCCCCGGCGGCGACUACUACACCUCGCCCAGCUCGCCCACGAGUAGCAGCCGCAACUGGACGGAGGACAUGGAAGGAGGCAUCUCGUCCCCAGUGAAGAAGACAGAGAUGGACAAGUCGCCUUUCAACAGCCCAUCUCCCCAGGACUCCCCCCGCCUCUCCAGCUUCACGCAGCACCACCGGCCUGUCAUCGCUGUGCACAGCGGGAUCGCCCGGAGCCCUCACCCGUCCUCGACCCUGCACUUCCCCACGACCUCCAUCCUGCCCCAGACGGCCUCCACCUACUUCCCGCACACGGCUAUCCGCUACCCACCUCACCUCAACCCCCAGGACCCGCUCAAAGAUCUCGUCUCACUGGCCUGUGACCCAGCCAGCCAGCAGCCUGGACCGUUAAAUGGAAGUGGUCAGCUCAAAAUGUCCAGUCACUGCCUUUCUGCUCAGAUGCUUGCACCCCCGCCCCCCGGGCUGCCGCGGCUGGCGCUCCCCCCUGCCACCAAAUCCGAGGGAGGAAGCACAUCGCCAACCUCGCCCUCCUACUCUGCGCCCGGCGCGCCCCCUGCAAACCGUUCCUUUGUGGGAUUAGGACCAAGGGAUCCGGCGGGCGUUUAUCAGGCACAGUCCUGGUACCUGGGAUAAGCAAGACCUCUUCCCAGGCCCUGCGCCUUCGUCCCGGGAACCCCGGGGGGCCGCACAGCCUGCCCCUGGCCCACGAUUUCGGUGGAGAGUUAGAGCAAGCAAGGACACCCGCCGACUCCCAGCCUGGCUGAAAAGACAGAAACAGAAACAUACACACAGGAGGAAAAAAAGGAAAAAAAAAGGCAAACAAAAAAACAAAACGACAAAAAAAAGACAAACGGGUAAAAAAACCCAUAAAAAUAAACCCACCCAACCAAGAAAAAAGAAGGUAGAGACAGCAGCAUGGCCGCGCUUCAGACUCUGGGGACGCCACGUCCGGACGGAGGGCCAGGCCUGCCCCCCGGCGCCUUCCCAAGUCACUCAUCUCUGCUGCUCUGGAAGGGCGGGCACCGCGCCCACCACCACUCGGGACCAGGUGAGCGCUGCCUGGCGGCAGGGCCCCCUCCGGGACGUCAGCCGGCCCCCACAGUGGGCUUCGCCUGGUGGGGAGGUAGGUGCCGCAAGGACCGGGCGGCCAGCACCCCAGCAGUGGCUGGGGUGGGCAGGGGUGUGACAAGGGUGGAAGAGAGUUUUGGGGAGACCCCGGGUGUCGUCAGGGACGAGGCGCGACACAUACCUUCUCGAGAGUGUCCUGCGUGGUGGGACCUGCUCCCGCCCCAAAGCCUGUGUGUCCAGCCGCCUGCCUGGGACUUGCUCUCAGCCCCGUGCCUGCCCUGUUUGGGAGGAGAAGUCUAUGCAAUUGGCCCCCAGCCCCACCCUGCGGCAGAGGAGGCCACCCCCACUGAACCCCCGCUGCCGGCUCCACAGCCCCGGGGAGGGGGCCACGUUGCACACACUGUAAGAAAUGCACUUUCCGAGGAAGGGGCUUUGGGGGGUAGCGGGGAGACCCAGAGCUCCCCAGAGGGGGGCACCCAUCUGGAUCUCCAUCUACCCGAGCCCUGGGAGGGGGGAUCCCCCACUUAGCCCCUGGAGGUGGGAGGUGAGCGAGUGGUUCAAGUGCCUGAUCCCCACUGCCUGCCCCCCUUGGUCCAGCCGGGAUGUGGAGUGGCCACGGGCAUCCUCCACCUCCUCCCCUCCCCUCCACCCCCUCCCCAGCCACCUCCAGUUGCUGACCCCUCAUUGCUAUGCCCCCCACAAAGCUAGAGAGAUGGGACCCCACCCCCGUGGCCCAAGGGGCAGAACUGGGCAGCCCCCAAGUGCCCUGCCAUGCUGGGGCCUGGGGUGGGGUCUGGAAAGGCCAGCAGGCUCCCCAAACCUCCUCUGCCAGUGCCUUACAUCCUGGAGCGACACCCCCUCCCUGGUGCCUCCCAGCCCAAAGGGGGCCACGGUUUGCACUUUGAUCUCCCCGUGAAGUGGGGCACAGCCUGGGAGGCGCAUCGCGGCUGGGUGCCCGGAAGGAGAAAAGGCUGGGCUGAGUGCAGCCCCCCAUGCGCCUGGGUGGGGGUUCUGGCAGGGGGGCCCCUGUGGCCCAGUCAGGGACAUCCCAUCUGCUAAGCAUUUUCCGUUGAGCCGCUCCAAAAACACUAAGCUGGAGACACCGGGUGCCCCCCAGCCCGGCUCCCAGCCCCCCCGCUCCUCCCCCAGGGUGGCCAUCUGGGGUGGGGGUCCUGCGGUGGGGGCCCUGUGCAGGUGUUCUAGGGUCACUGGGCCCAAACCCAGGGACACCCCCCCAGCCCACCCAUCUGAGUCCCAGCCGGCCUCCAUGCCUGGCGCUGGGGAGCAUCUUCCUCACCACGACCCCACCCCAGCUCAAGCCCGAGCCAUGGCCCGGGAGAGGGCCACCUCACCGCUCCCAGCCUGGCCAGCCUCCCCCCGCCCCCCAGAAACCGGACUUUCCUUCCAAGCCAGCCCGAGAGGCUUGGCGAACCCACUUGAUCAUGAAGAGAAGGCCCUCCCUGCCAGCCCCCCCCCCCGUUGUCGGGGGGCGUCUGAGAACCCGUGGUCGGUCAGUCUGUCCCCAGGGUCCUUCCACCGGGUGGCCCUUGGGGACCAAGGCGCGGCUGCUUUCUGGGACGGCAGGGGCGCUGGUGGUGGUGCGGCCAGCUGGGUCACCUGGAAGCUUCUCAGCUGGGAACCUGAAGGUGUGGGCAGGCGGGGGAGGGGAGGGGCACGGCCGCCCCCAGCUCCCUAACUUUGCAUGGUGCUUAGUCGAGGAUUCUGUGACCUGGCUCCUGACGUCAGCUCGUGGAGGCUGACACUGCAUGGCGAAUCACACCUGGCUCUGUCUCCCUGCCCCAUGCCCCCCCAGCUCUCCAACACUACCCCCUCCUCUUUAAAAAAAAAAAAAGAUAACAAAAAAAAACUUAAAAAAAAAUUCCAUGUUUCCUAAUUUGCACGACAUUUUCUACCACAUGAUGUGCCUUGCCUUCCGAAAAUAAGUAUUACCUUUAAACAAUAUCAGCGCACACAGAUAGCUGCAUGCACUGCUCGUGUAGUUAAAAAAAAAAAAAGACAAAACAGUGACAUGAAAUAAAACAUAGAAAUUGAAAAGGGAUGUAUUUCUAUUUGUAAAAAAAAAGAGUUUAAAAUAAAAAUGGAAAAUGACACUCUAAAAAAAGCAAUCCACAGAUCCACAGAACAGUUGCCCCCAUCCUGCCACCCCCAGCUCUGUCUCCAUGGCCCCUGCAGCAUUGGGGGUGCCCCCUGGUGCUCUGCCACCCCCCCAGCCCCACCCCUGGGCUCCAGAGGCAGCAGACAGACCUCGGGGAUGCGCCCUGGCCCCCACCCCCAGCAAGGGCUUCCGUCCCUGGGCCACAGGCCAGCCUCCCAGGCCCCAUGCAUGACACACCCCAGGGGCUCCCCACAUUGGGUGGCCACCCUGCGACAGCUGGACUCCCCCAUCCCACAUCUCACGCAGGCUGGCAUCCCACCCACCCCACCCACCCGGCUCAGGGUCACUCGGGGAUGGCUCACCCCUCCCCAAGUGCACCCCACUCCUUGCCAAAGGACCCCGUUUUCCCCGUCCCCAGAGACAGGCAGCUCCCUCUUGCCCACCCUUUGCCCUGAACACCCAGUUCUGUGUCUUCCAGCUGUGACUAUGGAGGGUAUCUGGUAGGAAAUGAACAGAAAACUCAAACUCGAUAUAUGCAAUAUCUGUCUGUCUGUCCUGUAGGCCCAGCUCAGCCACUGGGGGCCUCGCCGGGUGGGGGCGCCGCGUUGCAGGCCUCUUGGGAGGUGGCUGGCCAUGCUGUUGUCCUUUCCUCUAUUUUCCUGUGUUUUCCUUUUUUUUUUUUAAAUUUCCGUUUUCCCUGCUUUUUACUCAACCAAAGCUGAGAUGGUAGCAGACAGCGGGGUGUUGGGGCAGGGACUGCAGAAGGACUGGGUGCACCCACCUCAGGCCACCCCCCUUCCGCCACCUCCAGCUCCCACCUGACCCCCAGGCCUCUCCUGGGAGGAUCGGCCCAUUCAUUCCCCCAGUGUCCCCUGGGACCUCAGAGCUGCCUCCAGAGCCGGGUGGGGCCUUCCAGACUGGCCCCAGCUUUCACCCACCACCAUCCACUCAUUUCCUUUCUUCCAAAGACACCUCAGCGAGUCCCAAGGGCAGAGGGGGGCCCAGGCCGCCAGGCGUGGCCCAUAGGAGCUGCCCUUUGCCCCGAAAGCCCACGGCUGUGCCUCUCAGUCAGCACCUGGCUGAUCCCUUUUAUGUUCCACCCCAGGAAAUGGGGAGCAGCCGCGGCAGAGGGCUUUGCCGGGACCAUCCUGUCCCCCCGUGGCCCGCACACCACGGCUUUGGACUGUGCGACCUCUGCUCUUGGCAGCCACCGCCCUGGGCUGGUUGCUUGUUUGAAUUUUUGGGAAAGCUGCAGGGUCCCCAUAGGGCAAAAUCCCCAGCAGGCCAAUGAAGGCAGAUGUACAAGGAAGCAGACCCCCUUACCCCAUCUGCAGUUGGGGUUCGUGCCCGGGGAGGUGAAGGGAGGGGACGGGGCAUUGGGUUAUGUGGGGUUUUGUUAUGUAUGAGAAACUGACAUCUCAAACCCCAGCCCGCUGUGCCCCACCCCCUUGUCACCCACCCCCAUCCGUGCUAGGCCUCCGCCCAGCCCCUGCUGUGGGAAAGAACAGGGACGCCUCCCAAAUAUAUGCAAAUCGCCCCGAUUCUCCUCUCUGCUGAGGGCACUAGACAUCCGCUGGGAUGGAGAGGGAGGCUUGGAGGGGCUGGAAGAUCCGGCCUUGUCUGACCAGGUUGUUGGGGAGCCGUGGUGCCCCCUGCCCUGGUCUGAACCCAGGGUCUGGCUGAGUUCUGAGCCCAGAGCCCCACCCUGAGCUAGACAAUCAGACCUGAAAGGGGACCCAGGGAGACUCGGGGGUGGGGGGCCACCGCAGGUCCCCAAGCAACAGAGAAUUCCAGCCUCCACCCCACACAUCCCCUGCUGUGCUCCGGAACCUUCUCUCUGUCCCCAGAGACAGCAGCCAGUUAGACAGGCCCCGGGGCCGGGAGUGACCGCCCGUACCCCCAGCGAGGGCAGCACAGGACCCCUCCCCACCCUGGUUCACCAACGGUACUUUGACCUCCGGUGUAGGGCUAUAUGUACAUACAUACAUACAUACAUAUAUAUGUAUAUGUAUAUGUGUAUAUAUAUAUAAUUUUGGAAUUUCUUGUAACACACAUUAUACCGUGGCUACGUUUUAUCUUGGCCUGGAUUCUGUCUCCAUGACCCUUAUUCUUACUCUCUUUGGAGGGUGUUGGGAGCGGGACCCGUCUUCGGAGCCAGCUUCCCCCCCGCAUCGUCCCACUGGUCCCCAUUUCUGCCCCUUGGGACACUUCCUAAGAGUCCCAUGUCGGAACAGACGCAGCCUCCCCAGGCAGUUCAGGGCCGCAGGGGCUGAGCUGACCCUGGCGACCCCCCCAGCCCCACCCCGGGAGGCAGGGAGCCGGUCUCAGAGCAGCGCCAGCAAGACUGAUUGCCCAUGAUACCAAAUCCGACUCCUCAGCAGUGCCUCACACGUCUGCUGGCGUGGCUUUGGGGUUCUCCCUGCUCCCCGGCCCCCCUCAGGAAAGAGGAGGCGGGAUCCCCCAGGAAUCAGGACUCCGGGAGAGGAAGGCAGUCAUUGUCCCCCAAGCACCCUUGCGUUCGCGCCAGAGAGGGGACAGGAGCUGCCUCAGCCCCCCUCCAGUUGGGAACCCCCAAAGUCCACCCCCUGCAGUGCAUCGACAUCCUGUCCUCCCAUCUCGGGUCCCAGGCAGGCCCCCCAAAACCAAAGUCCCUUCAAGCCCGGGGGUCCUGCCCCCAGCUUCCUGCCUUUCACCCCCCAGGCCCCGUGCGGAGGAAGGACAGGUGGAGCGUCUGAGGGGCAGACGUGCAGCGGGCGGGGGCAGCAGGCAGGAGGGACAGAGACCCGUUCGCCCCGGACCCCCUUCUUUCCUCCCUUUCUUAAAUUCUUUGGUGGUGUUGCUGUUCAUUUUAUUUUCCAAGAUAUAUUUUUGAGGUUUUUUUCCCCCAUUUUGUAUUUUACUGAUAUUUCCAGGAUAGUUUACUGUUUCUUGCUUUCUGCUUGCACACACCAGUUAACACACACACACACACACACACAAACACACACCCAAUGCUCAUGAACCCCAGGCAGGAGGUUUGGGCUGGGUCUGCGCCCACCCCCUCCUCCCCGCUCCCUGGGGCGGGAUGGGACGCGGACCAGGGCUGUGUGGGCACACGUGUGGGCACACGCAGGCCCAGCCUUCUGCCUGGCCCGCCCGCCCUGCGCCCCCACAUCAUACUCCAAUCAUAACCUUGUAUAUUAUGCAGUCAUUUUGGUUUUCGCCGACGCGCCUACCUAAGUACCAUUUACAGGACGUGACUCUGGCUGUUACUAUUUUGUUUGUUUCCCUAUGCAAAACAACAACAAAAAAUGAAAAAAGGGGGGUUCCAUAAGAGAUACAAUAAAAGGCAAAAAAAAAAAAAAAAAGGAAAAAGGAAAAAUGUAUAAAUAUUAAACAAGUGAUGCUUCGACUCUU
Messenger RNA from Manis pentadactyla (Chinese pangolin), 7981 nucleotides. RefSeq names its product nuclear factor I C (gene NFIC). Gene Ontology annotation, biological process: regulation of transcription by RNA polymerase II. The transcript is spliced from 11 exons. Bases 16 to 2034 code for a protein of 672 amino acids. Gene Ontology annotation, molecular function: DNA-binding transcription factor activity, RNA polymerase II-specific; RNA polymerase II cis-regulatory region sequence-specific DNA binding. NCBI's taxonomy places the organism in Eukaryota, Metazoa, Chordata, Mammalia, Pholidota, Manidae. Gene Ontology annotation, cellular component: nucleus. The record is from RefSeq and is a predicted model, not a curated record.